CGUCCGCGAGCGUCACGAUCUGCGCGGGGCCGAGCCCGACUUUUUUCCGAUAUAUAAUACAUACCUAUAUACCUAUACAUGUAUAUAUAGAUACAUGCAGAGAGGCUUAUAGUGUUGUCGCGCGCGCGACUCUGACCGAGAAAAAGCAGGCCAGCUAUAUAUCUAUGUAGCUGUCGAUCGAGAGAGAGAGAGAGAGAGAGCGCGAGUGAGACGGAGAGUGCGCGCGCGAGGGAGCGACUAGCGACCGCGGGCGCGACUAUAUACCUACCUACUACCUACUCUCUCUCGGUGGAGGCUUCUUUUUUUCUAUGUAGGUCGAUCGAGUUUUCGAGGCCCGCGUGCGCCGCGUCUUCGACGAGUGUGUGUGCCAGAGGGAGAUAUGUCCAGGCCCGAGGAGCGAGCACGAACAGCUGGCUACUGCUCCGUGGGCCGCUGCUGCUUCAGCUGACAGCCAAUUAGUGCAACUCGAAUGUAUAAGGGGGACGCAUCAGCAAGGCGAGAGCGACGUUCCAAAACAAGCCACGAGCAGGCAGGAAACUACUGUUGGACGAGCCUAGGCAUAUAUUACAACACGUCGUUGACGCGUAUAUCAGUGUUUCCAAGUACCUAGUGCGCGCAUCGCGAGGAAGUCUCUCGCUCCCGUGUGCAACGAGUGACGACGAGUGUGCUGGUGCUGCAGUUCGAUGGGCUUCCGAGGAUCUAUGACGUUCGCGCGAUCAAAGCUCCGUGUUAUGGUGCCGAUGGCUGGAUAGACAUCAGCGAGAGUGAGAGAGAGAGAGAGAGAGAGAGAGAGAGAGAGAGAGAGAAAGAGGAGUGGACUGCUGCUUUACGAAAUCGUGAAUAUAUAUCCGAGAGACCUCGUUAUGUGCAUAUCGAUGUGUUGUGCGAUGCGGAGGAGGCAGCGAGUGCGGAAUCUAUCAUGCUGGUGUCUGGGUAAGCGAUGAACGUAUUCCGGGCCCUGAUCCCGUGUGCACUGCAGCGCAGUGGCGAAAGUGGAGCUGGUGGGGAAGGCGACAGCAGCAGUGGUGGUUGCUGGUUCACAGGAAGAGGACAGGGCGAUGAUUCACGCAUGACCCAUAGAAUGGGAGCAUCAGCCUCUUCGAGCCUUGCGCCCGUCGGAGGAGACUCGGUGCAGGCAGCCAGGCUUUCAGCCUCUGGCAAUCCUGAUCCACUGAGUAUUAUUGUUCGGGAGAGAAAAAAGCGCGUAACGGGAUUUGCAACGCUGCGAAAGAAGUUCAUAAGGCGACGGCGCUCGUCAAAGGCCUGUGACCAUGGCCGCAUAAUUCGCGAGCUUGUCUCAAGCUGGAGUCCUUUGGAAGCGAGCGCCUUGCUGGAGGAAUACGAAGCGUUAGCUGCCCUCAAGGACCUGCACGUGCAAGCGGAGCUGGCCAGGCCACCCGCCGCCACCUUCAAGCAGGACCUCUCGACACUCUAUGACUACAAGUACUGCACAGACGUCGAUCUCGUCUACAGGGGCGCCUGCUUUCCCGUACACCGGGCGCUUCUUUCGGCGCGAUGUCCAUACUUCAGAGACUUACUCGCUGGUUGUCCGGGAUACGGGGCUCGCAUAUGCUUGGAGUUACGGAGCCACAACAUCGAGGUGUCGAUGUUCUCGGGUCUACUGCGCUACCUGUACACGGGUGACGUGUGCCCGCACGAUGGCUCCCUCGAUGCGGGCCUACUGCGCCGGCUCGGCGAGGAGUUCGGCAAUCCCAAUCCUCUGGAGCACGACUUGCGCUACCUGUUAGACACGGGAAAUUACGCGGACGCAGCCCUCGUCUUCACCUCGGACAGCGAUUACCAAAGACCGGACAGCGGCAGUAGCGAAUACGGCUUCAGGCCAAAGCUGGAGCUGCCCUGCCACAAGGCCAUACUCUCGGCUCGCUCGCCCUUCUUCCGCAAUCUCAUCCAAAGGCGAACGAGAUCUGGCGAGGACCAUACGGAGCGCGCGCUGCACAUACCCACGCGGAUAGUCCUAGAUGAGUCGGUUAUACCCAAGCGAUAUGCCCACGUGCUACUGCACGCCGUCUAUCUCGAUACGGUUGACCUCUCGCUCAUACUCCGGGGCAGCGGCUGCGGGAACAGCGCUGGCAGUCUAAGCGAGGUUCAGGCGUUAACACAUACGGGUCGAAUGCGACCUAGUCCAUUAGAGGAAGCCAUGGAAUUAUAUCAAAUAGGUCGAUUUCUCGAGUUAGAUAUUCUUUCACAAGGCUGUGAAGAUCUCAUUUUGGAAUGGCUCACGUUAGACUCUCUUCCGACGGUUCUCAAGUGGGGCAGCCAACCUCACGGCUCGGCGUGGGUGCACCGGCAAGCGCUGCAUUACCUUAGAGAGGAAUUCCAGCCGGUAGCCUCGUCGCCGAUCCUGCAUCAGCUCGAUCAUGCGCACCUGUCGAACGUCCUGCAAAGUCACUUUUUGCAGGCUAGCGAACUCGAAGUGCUCCAGGCAGUGCUGAAAUGGGGUGAGCAGGAACUCGUUCGACGAAUGGAGGACAGGGAACCGAACCUUCUGAGCCACACUGUUCACUCAGUCGCGAGAAAGGGCGUUAAGAAACGGGAUCUCAGCGAUAUCGAGCUCCGCGAGAUACUUAGCGAACUUCUGCCGCUCGUCAGGAUGGAUCACGUUUUACCGCCGAAUAAUGAAAUACUUGCGCAGGCUAUUAGGAGAGGAUUGGUAUCCACUCCACCGAGUCACAUGAUCGGCGACGAAAGGGAGAACUUGAGAAUAAACGCUUGGAUAAGGGGUGGAAAGAAAAACGGAUUAUUCGUGCGGCCUCGUCUUUUUAUGCCAUAUUAUGAAGAAAUAAAGGCUCUAGUCGAAGAACAAAUGGUUCAAGAAGCAGAACUAGUAAGGCUGAGAAGAGCAAGAUACAUCCAUGAUAUUCCUGACACAUUGUAUAUGGUUGACGAAAAACCAAGGGUAAUGGGAGCUGCUGGAGUCGAUAUUUUGGCAGCUGCUCUACCAGUUCCAGAUUCUGCUACUAUGUCAGCUAUGCUGAAGCGCGAACAAAAACUGAGACAAUCUCCCAGUUGUCAACGAGCCAUCAGCUUACCGCUAUCGUCGCGUCAUGAAAUCAACAGACAAUUGCGAUUGCGUGUCGUCAGAGAAUUCAACUUACCCGACGCGGUGGCUGAUCUUCUCGAAAACGCAGCGUGCUACAGCCUGGGAGAGUCGGACGCGAAUUCGGUAUCAGCCGACGAGGACUGCGGCUCCAUGAUGGGCCUGGGCGGUAACAGUGGUCUCGGCGCCUCUGCGGCUAUCUGUUACGGGCGUAAUAUGACUUUCCCGCGACAUGCAGCCUCCUACGCACACAGACACCACGAGCUGCCAGCCAUCGUCACCGAAGGAGAGAACUACAGACUUUCCGCCGAGCACCUGGAGAGCAACUCUUGCAGCGACGGCCACCUCUCGGGCAUAAUGCCGGACGUGGCAAUGGCCACUGCCUCUUUCGGGGCCCUCCAGCUCGUCGAGCAGCAGGAGCUCGAGCUCGACCUCGGUGAUGGCGCUUCCCACCUGCUACAACAGCAGCAACAGCAGCAUCAGCACCAGCAGCAGCAUCAGCACCAGCAUCAUCAGCAGCAGCAGCAACAGCAGCAGCAGCAACAGGCCUCGUCUUCCGCCGGAGGCGGCGGCCAGCUUCACCGUCCCCUUCUUCCGCACCAACGCCAAAGACACUUUCCCGGGCUGCCGCCCGCACCCUACAUGUACCACCGUUCUGCCGGUGGUCUGCCGCGAUUUAUAUAGGACGAACUGAAUUGUCGUCGACAUCGCGACUGCCCCGACGAUUCAUACGAGAGGAUGAUCUAUCGAUAGAGGUAAAUCAAAGCGAGUUUUUUUAGGGCAGCCAAGGCGUCUGCGUGCGCUUGUUUAGAGUGCUGCCUCUUGGGAACUCGACUUUGUAAGUUAUAUCGUCCUGGGACUUUUGAUUUUUUGAUAUUUCAUUCUUUGUAAUGCGCAGCACGCUUAUCCGUACAAGCGGAGGGCCGACAGAGCCGAGGAAACGAACAGUGUAAACAAACGGUUAAGAACAAAUAUUCGUCUCUCGUGUAAGAAAUGUAUAUACUGCCUAUAUAAUCUGUAAUUUGUCAUACCAGGGUGACGCGCAUUCCAGUGGCUAAGCGGCGGCGAGCGCGUCGUUUUGCUUCUCUCGUAUUUAGUCAAUUUCAUAAUUUAUAUUUGGAAGAUCUGAUUAAUUUUAAAUUUGAAUCGCGUGAGUUCUGUUGUUAUGAAUACAACUUUUCUUAACUUGAACUUGUUAGCAGCAAAUAUUGCGAAAUUUUAUUUAUUAUUGUUAGAAAAAGUUUGAUUUUUACGUUAAAAUUAAAAACUAUUCAAUCUCUUAGAACACUGGGUAGUCCGUUUUCACGAGCUAUAAGAAAAUCCUUGAUUUUCCGUCAUCUAUAAAUAUCGCAGAAACGUGAGUGAUUUACUAAAGCAAAUAGAGUAGAAAAUAGAAAUAUGCCCAUUAUGAAGAGUACCUUGAAAAGAUCUGAAAGCUCUAUAAAUAUUUAUUCUAUGGGCAAAUUUGUUUUCAUGGUUGGGCUUUUAGCAACGUUAUUGUUAUUAAUAAUUAUUCAGAUAUCACGGGACAAUUAUAAUGAAUCUAAAUUUGGUGGAUAAAAGACUAUGGUAUACAAGUGCGUUCAAGACUUCUCUUCGCUUGCGUAGCCAAUGAGAGUGCGCGCCACUUGUGUUCACGUGCGUUGCACACGCGCGUGUGCGUGUAUUAUAUCGAUUUUUGCGCGAUUAUAACUGAAUCACGCGAAUAUAUGUAUGUGAAUGUGAGUGUGUGUAUGUAUGAAUGCAUUUAUUGAUACAACGAUAAUCGUUUAUAGAAUUUUGCUGAUAUACUAUUGGUAAUAACCCAGUGGUCUUUCCGCGUUGCAAAUUUUACAAAAUGGUUUUUUGACUCGUAUCUUAUGAUAUUUUUUUUAUUAGCAAAAAUUUGCGUUAUGCAUUAAAUAGUUUCUUGCAAUGCAUUAAUAAAUUUUUUGACUGAAUCCUGAAA
Nasonia vitripennis (jewel wasp) is the source of this 5006-nucleotide messenger RNA. Its product is annotated as BTB/POZ domain-containing protein 7. NCBI's taxonomy places the organism in Eukaryota, Metazoa, Arthropoda, Insecta, Hymenoptera, Pteromalidae. Gene Ontology annotation, molecular function: protein binding. The record is from RefSeq and is a predicted model, not a curated record. The transcript is spliced from 10 exons. Bases 941 to 3742 code for a protein of 933 amino acids. Gene Ontology annotation, biological process: morphogenesis of a branching epithelium.